Messenger RNA from Strigops habroptila (Kakapo), 8276 nucleotides. RefSeq names its product SKI proto-oncogene (gene SKI). Gene Ontology annotation, biological process: negative regulation of BMP signaling pathway. The coding region runs from base 1343 to 3493 and encodes 716 amino acids. The record is from RefSeq and is a predicted model, not a curated record. Lineage: Eukaryota; Metazoa; Chordata; Aves; Psittaciformes; Psittacidae. The transcript has 7 exons. Gene Ontology annotation, cellular component: nucleus. Gene Ontology annotation, molecular function: RNA polymerase II cis-regulatory region sequence-specific DNA binding; SMAD binding; DNA-binding transcription factor activity, RNA polymerase II-specific.
GCUCACUCGCUCCCCGCGCACCUCCGUGGCGGUGGUGCCCCCGCGCUCCUUCCACGUGUUAAGGCGUCGCGCGGUCGGGGACGCGGGCGCUGUCCUCGGCUAUAACCCGAGCCUGCACGCCUGCGAUUUCCGCCUAGAGAAAGGGUCGUGUGCUCCAAGUUGAGCCCAGGCGUUGUAACCAGCUCUCGUGGCGGACGCGCUUUUGCUCGUUCGCUUUUUCCCCGCUGUCCCGGAGUAAAGGAGAAGCCAUCGCCCUCCCGCCCGGCCUCGGCGGCGCGGCGGUCCGUGAACCCAGCAGUUUACCCGGCGCGGGCUGUGCCGGCGGCGCGGCGCGGCGGGGGGAGGCGGGCGCUGUUCCUGGAAGAGCCCGGCCGGGGAGUUGGUCACAUUCUUGGCCGGGUUUCAAUGACUGAGGCAGACACCAACAAACAGAGCGGGCAGCAGGAGGAGGAGGAGGAGGAGGAGGAGGAGGCUGAGCCAGCCUGCAUUAGCUCAGCUCUCAGGCACUCUCAGUCUCUGCUGGAAAGAGGAGCUGGGAGGAUGUGCGCUCUGUUACCGCGGCUCCCCACGGCACGCCGAGAAAACCGGGAGAAAUAAGGGAAGAAAAGGAGAACGGAGAGACGAGGAGCUCUCCCGGAUCGAGCUGAGGGGCCACGCGGGGGAAGGAGCCUGCUUAUUGCCCGUCCGAAGCCCCCGCGCCGCUUUGAAAGUGCCGGAGAUUUGGGCCUUUUCCUUUCCUCCUGCGUCGUUCCCUUCCACAGAAGCUUUCCGCCUCCCUGUGCUUUUCCUCGCCUUCCCCGCGCCUUCCUGCCAGUGGAUAUGGACAGAAGGGCGAUCACUGCAGAGCAGCAGCAGCCGCCAGAACAUAUUUGAGCCCGUGGAGCUCCGAGCGUGGCACGGACUUUUUGUGUUGCUGUGGGUGGUGUGUGAGUGAGUGAGUGAGUGUGUGUGUGUGUGUGUGUGUGUGUGUGUGUGUGUGUGGAGGUGUGGGAGGCGGGAUUGCUUUGCCUGGGGGGCUGGCUGAGGGGUUGAGUGCUCGGAUGAAGACCUCUUUUUGCCGUGACUCUGUGCUCCAUAGGGGCAGCUUGGAGACUUGGAGGGUUUGAGGUUGUAACGAAGCAAGAGGAAAGAAAAAACGGAGAGAGACACGCAUACAAAAGGAUUUAUUUCCUAUUCGUUAGUGGAUUGUUAAACCUGAGUGGGAAGGAGAAAAGAGCAAGGGUGGGUUGUUUUAUUUUGUUCGUAUUUUUUUUCGUUAAAAAAAAUCCCUUAAGUGGAUUUUUACCAGGGUGGAAGAUAACUGGGGAUUUUUGUUGUUUGUUUUGGGAAUAGAAACUAAAAAAUGGAGACUGUAAGUAGAAGCAGCUUCCAGCCUCAUCCAGGACUGCAGAAGACCUUGGAACAGUUUCAUCUGAGCUCUAUGAGCUCCCUGGGUGGCCCUGCUGCUUUCUCAGCACGAUGGGCACAGGAGAUGUACAAGAAAGACAAUGGCAAAGACCCAGCGGAAUCUGUACUGCAUCUGCCCCCUAUCCAGCCUCCUCCGGUGAUGCCUGGUCCCUUCUUCAUGCCCUCGGACAGAUCCACGGAGAGGUGCGAGACCAUCCUGGAAGGGGAAACCAUCUCCUGCUUUGUGGUGGGUGGAGAAAAGCGGCUUUGCUUGCCCCAGAUACUGAACUCUGUGCUCAGGGACUUCUCCCUGCAGCAGAUUAAUUCGGUGUGUGACGAGCUACAUAUUUACUGCUCCAGAUGCACUGCUGACCAGCUGGAAAUCCUCAAAGUCAUGGGCAUCCUGCCCUUCUCUGCUCCUUCCUGUGGGCUCAUCACUAAAACUGAUGCUGAAAGGCUUUGUAACGCCUUGCUUUAUGGUGGCACCUAUCCUCCCCACUGCAAGAAGGAAUUCUCUAGCACAAUUGAGCUGGAGCUUACAGAGAAGAGCUUCAAGGUGUAUCAUGAGUGCUUUGGGAAGUGUAAGGGACUCUUGGUGCCAGAGCUUUACAGUAACCCCAGCGCAGCCUGCAUCCAGUGCUUGGACUGCAGGCUCAUGUACCCACCUCACAAAUUCGUGGUCCACUCUCACAAAUCGCUGGAAAACAGGACUUGCCACUGGGGCUUUGACUCUGCAAACUGGAGAUCCUAUAUCCUCCUCAGCCAGGAUUACACUGGGAAAGAGGAGAAAGCUAGACUGGGCCAGCUCUUAGAUGAAAUGAAAGAAAAAUUUGACUAUAACAACAAAUACAAGAGGAAAGCCCCCAGGGUCUCCUCAGAUCCUCCUGCUUCCAAAAAGCCCAAAAUAGAUGACUCUGCUUCCCAAUCUCCAGCUUCUACUGAGAAGGAAAAACAGUCCAGUUGGUUACGGUCCUUAUCCAGCUCAUCUAAUAAGAGCAUUGGCUGCGUUCAUCCCCGUCAGCGGCUCUCGGCGUUCCGGCCCUGGUCCCCGGCUGUGUCAGCAAAUGAGAAGGAGCUCUCAACCCACCUUCCCGCCUUGAUCCGGGACAGUUUCUACUCCUACAAGAGCUUCGAGAAUGCCGUGGCCCCCAACGUGGCGCUCGCGCCCCCGGCGCAGCAGAAGGUGGUGAGCAGCACGCCCUGUGCCACGGCAGUGCCGCGCAGCACCGAGCCCGGAAGCACGGCCCUGCCGCGCAGGAGGAGGCCUGCGGCUGACAGCACGGCCCUGCCCGAGGCAGCGGCCACCACGGCAGCCCCUGCCCCUGCCCCCGAGGAGGACAAGGAAUCAGAAGCAGAAAUUGAAGUAGAAACCAGGGAAGAAUUCACUUCCUCCUUAUCGUCACUCUCCUCCCCAUCCUUCACCUCAUCCAGCUCCGCGAAGGACAUGAGCUCCCCUGGGAUGCAGGCCCCGGUGGCAGUCAGCAGCUCGUAUGAGGUUCCAGCACAUUCCGACUCUCACAGCAGCGGGCUGGAAGCAGAGCUGGAGCACCUAAGGCAGGCCCUGGACAGCGGCCUGGAUACAAAAGAAGCCAAAGAAAAAUUCCUCCAUGAAGUUGUUAAAAUGAGAGUGAAGCAGGAAGAGAAGCUGAAUGCGGCCUUGCAAGCCAAACGCAGUCUGCAUCAGGAGCUGGAGUUCCUACGGGUGGCAAAGAAAGAGAAACUGAGAGAAGCAACGGAGGCGAAGCGCAACUUAAGGAAAGAGAUUGAACGUCUGCGAGCUGAGAAUGAGAAGAAAAUGAAGGAAGCGAAUGAGUCUCGGAUACGACUGAAGAGGGAACUGGAACAAGCCAGGCAGAUCCGGGUGUGCGACAAGGGCUGUGAAGCCGGCAGGCUCCGCGCCAAGUACUCGGCACAGAUUGAGGACCUACAGGUCAAGCUCCAGCACGCAGAGGCCGACAGGGAGCAGCUCCGAGCUGACCUGAUGCAUGAAAGGGAGGCUCGGGAACACUUGGAAAAAGUAGUCAAGGAACUUCAGGAACAACUGUGGCCUAAACCAAGCAGUCAACCCCCCAGCAGCGAAAACACAGCAAGCGCCCUCGAGAACUGACCCACCCCUCGAGCCUGCCAGAGCUGCACAGUAAGGGAGGACGCAUGGGGGACGUGUGUAAGUGCAUGUGUGAGUAGUUGUGUCGUGGCACACAGGGCUCUGAAUAUGGAUUCGUACUAGUUGGAAGGCAGAUUUUACUUUCUCUAACUGAAGCACUGAAUGAUGCCUCUUUCUUCCCCGAUCCAUAUAGCACAACAUCUUACUGUGCCUAGAAAACACAAAGUGUUUAUAAACAAAAUACUUUUGAGUCCACAGCAAAUUUUCUACCGGCAAACUCCAAGCAAGCAGCAUCGUCCAGCUAAAAUCAGCGCAGGCAAACAGGGCAGUGGUUUUAUGUUGCCCUAUUGCCUGUUGGAACAUUUUGGAAUUCAAAAACAAACAAACUUUUCUUAUAAGCUAUUUAAAAUAAUUCAUUACACAGACUUGGUAUUAAAAAAAUAAUGCGAUUUUUAUAACGAACCUUUCAAAGCAAAACAAAAAACAACCUUCGAUGCACAAUUUUUAAUGACUUGUUAUAGGUUUGGGGAUUCUCAGUGCAGAAGCCCUCUGGUGAUGAUGCCAUUUCAUUAGCAGUUUUCCAGCCACCUCGGAAGCCAUCAGUUUAAUCCCGUCACGCAGGUAUAUGACAAUUUCGGAGUGCUUUGAUUUUUAACUUAGGAAGAAUUCUCUUCAUUUCCUGUCCUAAACACAAGAAGAAAGGGAGAUGCAGGACUGGAAAGAGGGAGGGGGAUGAGAAGAGUACGCGCUACACUUACAAGCUCAGCCUUAUAGACUUCAGUGUUUGACAUCAUGCCAUCGUUUCUAAAGACAUCCUCACUACUUGGUGUGUUCAAAGGACUCACUUCAUCCAAGAGCACUUCAGCUUAUGGAAAAGAAAGAAGGAAAUGGGUGAUCCGUUAAGUCAGUUGAGAAAUAAAGCAAAAGAUGAAUGUGUUUUGAAGCCAUUCUGAAAUCUUUAUGUCAGUUUUCUGGAAAACUCACCUCUGUUGCACCAUCUUCCCAUAAAUUCAGUAUUUACCUGCUUUUACUAUGAACUGUCAGUCCAGAGUUCUGUGCCCAAGGGGAGUGCAACAUCGCAUUAUCGGAUACUACAGAAAAGAAAACGUUUGCUGCUGUGAAUAAGCCUACAUCAUUGAAAAAACAAAACUUUUUUGUUUUUAAAAAGAGAAAUUACUUUAAUUUUUGGAUCCCAGCCGCAGCCCCGGGGUCCAGGUGCAGGCUGCCGGCACCGUGCCUCACAGGGGGUGGUGGUGGUCAGUUUUUAGUUGUUUUUUUUUUGUUAAACUGCACUUUGUCAGGAUCUUACUCUGCAUUUUGUUCCACAUAUAUCUCAAGUUUACAAGCUGAGCAGUCAGGUUCUGCCCCACUGAGCAGGCGUAGGAAUCAUCAGCCCAGUUUUCCACCAGCUGCCACCUUGCACCGUCACCCACAGGAGCAUCCCGCAGGGUGGAAUCCUGCCCACACGACUUCCCCAGCGGGGUUUGAGUCCCACUGAGCUUGGGAGGCAGCAGAGACACUCCCAGAAGAGCUGAACAAAGAACACUGGUGCUUUCUGAACAAGAGAAAAGUUCUUUUCACCCCUAAACACUCACCUCUCACACCCGAGCUCAUCAGGGGAACGUGAACAAGUUGAUCUGGGGCUGCAGAUGUGCCUUCCAGCUUGUCUUAACUCUCAGCAUCUUUUAGAGGCAACGCUGACACUUUGGUGACCUUAAAGAAUAAAAGGAAAAAAGAAAAAAAAAGAUCCCCCCCAAUGCAUCAUCCUCCCCAGAAGUUACUCAAAAUGAAGAAACAUUAUUUCCAGUAAUCUUUAUUUGCUUUUGGACAUUACUGCAAACUCUGUAAGCUUACAAAUUAUUUCCCGGUAGACAGAAAGCGGCUUCCAAUCCUGAAAUUAUCCUAUUUACUUACAGUACAUUAGAGAGAUUUUUUUUUUUCUUAAACAAGAGCUGUUUGCUUGAAACCAUUAUAGUAACCAUUAUAAUAACUGUGAGCAUUAACAAAGAAGUUCAUAUAUAAGUUUUAGGUACAAAAAAAGAAGAAAUAUGAAAGGAGUAGAAUUACUGGGACGAUGUAAAACUGUUGGGAGCAAGAAACAGUUCCAUCAAGUAAAUGACGGGAAACUGCCCGUUGAUCCGGGGCUCUGCCCUCGUGCGUUUGGGAUGCCGGAGACUGAGGCUAGUGCAGAUCUCCUCCUCUAAAGUGCAAUGCAAAAGGAAUUUUGAUUACGCUUAAGCAGGUGUUUUUUUUAAUGUGUUUUGUUGGUUUUGUUUUUUUUUUUCUUUGUAUGUUUUUUUCUGCGAUAUUAAAUCAUAUGCAUGGAAUUAAAAUCUCUGCCAUACGUAUAUUCAUUAAUGGGCAUUAUUACUGUCUUAUGUAAAGGGUUUAUUUUGUUAUGCAGUAUGCAUAAAAAUGUUCUCAGCCUUAUGAUUUCCAGCUCUGUAUUAUUCACUUCUUUCUUCAAGGGAAACUGAGUAACUUUAGCUCUAGUUGAUGCUGGAUCAGCACUCACAUGCUCUGCUUCACUGCCAUGCUACGAAAUUACACAGCGGACACGUGUCCCCCCCAGUGUGUCUGACCCCUCACGGUUUACAUUUGGUUCCUGUGGGGUUUUCACCUGCUCUCCCCUUGUGACCCGACAAGAGCUGGCACUGUGCCCACCUCCCGCCACCUUUUCCCAGGAAGCGGCCCACUUACCUGCUGCACAGGACACGGUGGCUCUUUCUGAGUGUGCAGGCGGCAGACCCGGUCCCUGGCACAAUGUCUGCUCUGCAGAUGAUGCUUUUAGCUCCUAAAUUAAUGAAUUCUGCAUUUUUAGAUAAAUAAAUAAGUAAAUAAAUAACCCCCCAAACCAGAACAGUGCAUGGUCUUAUCAAUCAAUCAGUAGUAAAUAGUCCUGUCAAACAGCCACCAGCAUCUGUGCUUCACAUGCAGAUGGGCCUGGCAGUGUCCAAGGCCAGGUUGGACACAGGGGCUUGGAGCAACCUGCUCUAGUGGAAGGUGUCCCUGCCCAUGGCAGGGGGUUGGAACUGGAGGAGCUUUAAGGUCCCUUCAGCCCAAACCAUUCCCAAUUCUAUAAUUAAGAUUAGCAAGAAAGAAGCCUACAAAUUAAAGUCACAACCAUUGUUACAAAUCUGUUGUCUCCUUUUGCCAAGCAUUAUAGUAAUUCCAUGAUCUAUGACAGAUGAACUUCGCCGUGGUUGAGGUUCAGGCUCAAUAGCAUUUGAUUCUUGGGAGUGAGAACUUUCUAUAGAAACACUUGUAUAAAUUCAGGUUUAAAAUCUGAAAGCGGAAGACUGGGAACAAGUGUUCCACACCAGCAGCUUACUGGCAGGAGAGGUUUGAAGUACAGGAAUUCCACCCUCAGGAAUUUUGUCUUUCCAAAGUACAUUUUACCAUUUAUUUCUGCUGAAUAUGGAAUUGGUUUCUAAUUCAGAAUUCCUGAGCAUGUUGUUUGUUUUCCCAUCCUCAGCAGACAGCCCCUGAGACACUAACUUCUAGAAACAGGCUGUCAGAUGGUGGGAAUCUUCAGCGCCCCCCUCCUUGGGCCGGCUGGGAGUGGGCAGUUGUGUGUGUAAUUUCAGGGAGCACCCGCUGGCGGGGAAGGGCUGGGCUUGUCCUUGGGCUCGCUCUGGGUCCUGCCACAUUCCAUGCGCACUCCAGCCUGGGAGGGCCGGAACUGUAAAGUCCCAGCUUCGCCUUUCAUCUGCUCGUUAGUUUCCUUUAAGAAGUUGUUAACAGGGAGAAGAGGUGUUUCCCACAGGCUGUUGACUCUCCCUCUGCUUAAAAAUAUAUUACUUAAUACUUGUAUAUUCAGUUUAAUUACUCAUUGUUUCUAUUACUGAAAGAAGACUUAACGAAGGGAAAAAAAACCAACAGCAAUAACAUUCAUAUCUAUGGAGCAGCUAACUCGUAUACAUAAUAUUCUGCUUUUCAAACAGAACUAGCCAAUGUAAAAAAGAAAAAGUUAAAAGUAAAUUCAACAUGUAAAUACUUUUUUUCAUUUUACACUGUUGUAUUAUAAGUGUAUAUGGUGUUUACUUUUUCAAAACUCUUUCUUACCUGGUAGCUGUCUUGUUUUCUGAGUUGUGUUUUUAACUGAGAAGAACCUUUGCUGUCUGUGAGGAACAACACAACAAACCCUUUUUGCAAGCUGCCGCUGUGGGUUCGCCCUCCUCCACCAUUGGCAUUUUCUUUGUCUUCGUUUUCACUGUAAAGUAUUUUAUUACCAAAAGGUUGGUUCCUUCCCCCUCUGCCCCUCAUCAGUCCAUGUGUUUUAGAAAGAAGUUUUUUGUUGGUUUGGUUGUUUUGUUUUGGGUUGGGUGUUUUGUUUUUUUUUUUUUAAAUCAAAAGAACUCACAGAAAUGACAUUUUUUUCAACUGAAGAAAAAUGAAUCUUUACAUUUAUAAUAGCCAAUAGCAUUUCAGCACAUUUUUGUUAUCCUGGUCUCUCCUAUGCUGCUGCUAAUGACAAUAUUAUGACUUACUCUACUAUUCUAGAAUUAUUUUUAUGUAUGUAAUGUAUGCUUUCUUGUUUAUAAAUGCCUGAUUUAAAAAAAAAAAAUAAGAAAAAAGCUUGGCAUAUUUAUCUAUUUCGCUGUGUACCUUGAUAGUCCUUUUCCACCCCCUUUUCCACAUCCCCUCCCCUCAAAGCAGAUAAUAUUGUAAAAUAAAGGACUUUAUGAGAUUAUGUAUGAAAAUAGCUAUGCUUAUAUACCACAGUGACUGAAUGUACAGUGUAUAGACGCAUUACCUAAAAUAAAAUUGUUUGUCCAGAAAAGAA